AUGGCGGAUCAAGAAAGCGGUACUUCCACUCCGCGGUCCUUCACGGGCCAGACUGCUUCCGCGGAGGAUAUGCUCAAGUCGCAAACCGUCGGUCUUGUGCAUCUGUCUGACUUUCGCAAACGUCGCGCCGAGGUCCUUGAGCAGAAAGAGCGCGAAGCGCAUGAUAAGUCCCUUGGGCGACUAGCAUCUGGUAAUUCAAGAAGCGCAACUCCAUCUGCAGGCGAUGUGACUGACGGAUCGUCAACAAAUCGAAGCGACGCUCCUCCUAAAAAAAAGAAGAAGAAGCCUCUUUCAAAGAGUAAGCUCUCUUUUGGCGACGAUGAGAAUGAAACGGGCGAGGAUUCUGCGGCUACUCCGCGCGACUCGAGUAUAUCCCGGUCUGGCUCGAAAACACCCAUUGAGGAGGGCGCAACAUCUGGAGCUGUUCGAAUGAAGGCCAAUCCUAAUGCGCCGCCUCCUCCGAAAGCUCUGACCAAGGCCGCCCUGGAAGAACAAGCGCAGGCUCGUGAUACACUUCGCAAGGAAUUCUUGGCCAUGCAAGAAGCUGUCAAGAACACGGAAAUCUUGAUACCAUUUGUGUUCUUCGAUGGCACAAGUAUACCAGCUGGAUCAGUCAAGGUCAAGAAAGGAGAUCAUGUGUGGCUAUUUUUGGAUCGGUGUCGCAAGGUUGGUGCAGAGUUGGGAGUCCGUGGUGCGAAUGGAGCUUCCAAAGCACGGAAGGAUACCCGUCGAGAAUGGGCGCGCGUCAGUGUGGAUGACUUGAUGCUCGUCAAAGGCAAUAUUAUUGUUCCUCAUCAUUAUGAGUUCUAUCACUUUAUCGCCAACCGAGUUCCAAGCUUCUCCAAGACAGGAGGAUUACUUUUCGACUAUACUAAUAAACCUCCUCCGGAGCGCUCAAAUGACGAAUCCUUGUACCGCCCAAAUGACCAUCCAUUGGAGGGUGCAGACAAGGACUCGGCGGAAACUAAAGUAGUAGACCGCCGUUGGUAUGAAAAGAACAAGCACAUUUACCCGGCCAGUCUUUGGAACGAGUAUGAGCCUGGCAAGGAAUUCGAGGAAAAGAUGAGCUCAACGCGGCGUGAUGCACAAGGAAAUACAUUCUUCUUUUAG
This is a messenger RNA of Penicillium odoratum, 1110 nucleotides long. RefSeq names its product FAM50/XAP5 family protein. Gene Ontology annotation, biological process: chromatin organization. The coding region runs from base 1 to 1110 and encodes 369 amino acids. The transcript is spliced from 3 exons. Gene Ontology annotation, cellular component: nucleus. The record is from RefSeq and is a predicted model, not a curated record. NCBI's taxonomy places the organism in Eukaryota, Fungi, Ascomycota, Eurotiomycetes, Eurotiales, Aspergillaceae.